Macroventuria anomochaeta is the source of this 1419-nucleotide messenger RNA. RefSeq lists its product as uncharacterized. Lineage: Eukaryota; Fungi; Ascomycota; Dothideomycetes; Pleosporales; Didymellaceae. The transcript has 2 exons. Bases 205 to 1263 code for a protein of 352 amino acids. The record is from RefSeq and is a predicted model, not a curated record.
GGGCCGGUCAUAGCAAGGGAGCUUUAAGCUUACCCUGCCUCUUCUUUGCAGAGCUCACGAUGCCUAUCUUGAGAGCUGCACGCCUAACAGUGCCCAUACUUUGAUACUCCCCGCUUUGCUGCGUCAACCGUGUAACAACAUAACCUUGGUUCCAGUACUUGUUGAAGCUCGAGCUUCGGCUGCCUGCAUGGAAACUCGACAAUCAUGAGGCUCUCAUAUGCAAGAUGCGCCAUCCUGGCACCAGCUCUAGCAUCCGCGGCAGCGCUCGCAAUACUAGAACCUACACAGCACUUCGCGGUAGCAGCAGUCAACUGGAGUCCCGCGCCGACAGCAGCACCACAAUUCAAGAUCUUCGGCCGCGAAGCUCUGCAGGCAAAUGAGGGCAACACAUGCGGCUACAUCUCCGGGCUGUCGGCAUCCUCAAUAACAUGCCCUAACUCGCAGAUAUGUGCAACAAAUACCUUCUUCGGCGUGCACGGGUGCUGCGACCCUUCUUCGCUGUCCGCAUGCAUCAUCGCAACGACUUGCAUUCCAUCUAGCGUCAUGAGUGCAUCCUGCACAAACGACGCCUGCUCAAGUGACAACGCGAUAGCAAAAUGCACAGAAAGCACAGCACCGGAAUGCUAUAAAUGGCUUUUUGCUUAUGAGAGCACGACAAUGACGCAGAAUGGAUGUGCCGCGAGGGGAUUCACGAGCACGGCGCCGUAUAGCUACGGCCUGACAUCUACACCGAGCCCGAUAAUCGUUACUGUUACAGCUUCUGCGUCGCCUGCGAGCACACCGACGUCGACCUUGAAUGAAGGAGAAGGAGGGGAGAAGAAGCAAACCCUCGGCCCAAUCGUAGGCGGCACAAUCGGCGGCUGCACAAUCCUCUCCCUCGUCGCCCUAACCGCUUUCCUCAUCCACCGUCGGCGCGUCAAUGCCAGACAAGAACACGCUCAAACACAUCCCCCACUCACCUCGCAAUAUUAUCACAAUAGCCCAGAGUUCGACCCGAAUGGAUUCCCUACCACGAAUGGGUGGAGCGAGCAGGAUAUCAAGAACUGGCAGCAGCAGGGCGGUGUGCACCGGCCGGGCGUUCCGUAUUUUGGUGUCUCGGAAGUCCAUGGAUACGACAGGGCGGUUGAAGUGGAGGCGCCUGAAAAGACUAAACCAGGGCAGUGGCAGGUCCCUGGAACGCGGCCGGUGGAAGUCGAAGCGGAAGCGCCGGUGAGGGAUGAGAAACGAAGGUUUUGGAGAGGGCCGGUGGAGGCGCCUACAUAAGCUCGCUGGGUAAGAAAAGGGCCUUGAAUGUGUUUUUUGCUGCUGGCUUCGGCCUUCUUCGCUUCGUUGUUUGUUGUUCAUAUAUAUACCCUCGCUUGAGCGUGCAUUGGGUGGCGUCCGAAAAAGUACACAGAAGUCUUGAUACUUCACAUUACG